Megalopta genalis is the source of this 3205-nucleotide messenger RNA. RefSeq names its product phenylalanine--tRNA ligase alpha subunit (gene alpha-PheRS). Gene Ontology annotation, biological process: phenylalanyl-tRNA aminoacylation. The record is from RefSeq and is a predicted model, not a curated record. Lineage: Eukaryota; Metazoa; Arthropoda; Insecta; Hymenoptera; Halictidae. Gene Ontology annotation, cellular component: phenylalanine-tRNA ligase complex; cytosol; cytoplasm. Gene Ontology annotation, molecular function: ATP binding; phenylalanine-tRNA ligase activity; tRNA binding.
AUUUUACAUUGUAUCUUACGGGGAAAGUGAUAUAAAUCAUCUGGUCUUCUUAUUUUCAAUAAUACAAGUGCAGACUGACAGUGGAUUAGAACUGCAAUUACAUAUAUUGAAAUCAAACAGAGCCAGUUAAUCGAGUGUCAAAUAAUGGUGUGAAAAUAUUAAACCAUAACAACGUUUUGUGUGAUACUGAAACAAUGAUGACAGCAGUGAUGACACCGUGAUUCUGUAGUUGGCUCACGUGUCCAUUUGCCGGUUGCGUUUGAUGCAGUACAUAAUUCUCUUUUAAAAAAUGGCAAAACAAUUGAGCGACCAAAUUUUAGAUUAUUUAGCCGAACACGGGAAAGUCAGUUCUCUGACUCUUGCGGAUAUUUUUAAAGAAAAUCAUCAGAAAAUAAUCGGAGCGAUUAAAAGCCUGGAAUCAAUCGGUGAUUUAAUUACAUCGCAGCAAAUAAACGAGAAAAAGUGGGAAUUAACAUCGGAAGGUCAGCACGUGGUAGAUCAUGGGAGUCAUGAAGCAGCAGUGUAUAAUGCUAUUCCCGACGAUGGAGUACCUCAACCUGAAAUCAUGCAAAGAGUUCCAUUUGCAAAAAUUGGAUUUUCGAAAGCAUUGCAGGCUGGUUGGGUUGAAAUUGACAAAAGCAGUGGUACAGCUAUUAUAAAAAAGAAAGUAGAAUUUAUCGAGGAUACGACGCAGAAUCAUCUAAAAGAUUUAGAAAGUCUGACUGAUCGUCUUAAAAAUGAUUAUAAGAAAAGAAAACUCAUUCAAGAAGUUGUUAUAAAGUCGAUCUCAGUGGGGAAAGGUCCAAAUUUUACGACAAAAGUUGAAAAGUUGGAAACAGAGCUGACUGCAGACAUGAUAAUGAGCGGUGCUUGGAAAACUAAGAAGUUCAAGCCAUAUAAUUUUUCAGCAAUGGGCUCUGCUCUUGAUGUAGGUCAUUUGCACCCUCUGUUAAAAGUUAGAAGCGAAUUUAGGAAAAUAUUCCUUGAAAUGGGUUUCACGGAAAUGCCAACAAACAAUUUUGUUGAGAGCUCUUUCUGGAACUUUGAUGCUCUGUUUCAACCUCAGCAACACCCAGCUAGGGACUCUCAUGAUACCUUUUUCAUAUCUGAACCAUCUCGCACUACAAAUUUCCCAGAAGAUUAUUUAGAAAAAGUGAAAAAAGUACAUAGUGAGGGAGGAUACGGAUCUAUAGGUUAUCGUUACAACUGGAAAUUGGAGGAAGCACAGAAAAAUCUACUUCGUACUCAUACAACUGCUGUCAGUGCUAGGAUGCUCUACAAGCUAAUGGAAACGGGCGAAUUUAAACCAGUGAAAUAUUUCAGCAUCGAUAGAGUAUUUCGUAAUGAAACAUUGGAUGCCACGCAUCUUGCGGAAUUUCACCAGAUCGAAGGCGUAGUUGCUGAUUACAAUCUUACACUGGGUGACUUGAUAGGUGUACUGUACGAAUUUUUUAAGAAGCUUGGAAUCACGCAACUCGAAUUUAAACCUGCGUAUAAUCCAUAUACCGAGCCGAGCAUGGAAAUUUUCUGUUACCAUAAUGGUUUACAAAAAUGGAUAGAAAUUGGUAACAGCGGAAUGUUCCGACCAGAAAUGCUGUUACCGAUGGGUUUACCCAGCAACGUACGCGUAAUUGCUUGGGGAUUGUCUUUAGAAAGGCCGACUAUGAUUAAAUACGGAAUAAAUAAUAUACGAGAUUUAGUUGGAUCGAAAGUGGAUAUGGAAAUGGUUUAUAACAAUCCUAUUUGUCGAUUAAACAAGAUCAGUAAUAUGCCUUUGCAGAAGAAGAGGUCCGAUGACCAAAAACAGGAGAAAUCCACUCUGCAAGAAUCGGCAAAGCAUGAAACCGUGCCUUGUGCGUUUGAGUGUACAGGAAUAUUCGAAAAACAAAAACUUAUAGUCUUUUGCGAUCCGAAACAUCCAAUGAAGUUCCUGGAACCGUUGCUUCGCAUCGUGAAACCCUAUAUUAAAAUAUUUGUACAAACAUUUGUGCACUCGACAGUUCAAGAUUGCCCAAAAAAUCUUUUAACUUUUGGUUCAGAAUACCAAGAGAAAAACGAGAACGUCGAUAUGCAUUUAACAAUCAUUUGGAAAGAUGUCGGAGUCGAUCCAAUAAUGCAAUUACCGGGAGCGCAACAAAUAUCAGGAGCGGUGAACGUAGCGAGAUAUUUAAAUCGUGUGAUCGAAAGAUACAAUCCAGAAUUGUUGCGCUACGAGAGCAACGGGGUGUUAUAUGCAAAUCGAGUAGACUCUUAUUUAGAAAAGAUGCAUAAUAUGUUGCAUUCGAAUGCGCCUCAUGGUAUUCGCAAGACGUCACGCUACGUAAUGGGCGAGCACGUGUCUCUCGUUGAUAUCCUUUUGGAUACCUUGGAAAAGUCCGAAUAAUUCAAAUAAAUUCAAAGGACUGUACAAUUUUGCCAACAAAUUUUGUAUUCUUAUACGUAAGAUGUACGAUACCGUUGACUCUAAUACAACUAAAAGAGAAAGGAGCAAAAUAUAAAAAGUGAUCUAGGAUUCACAGAUUACUUGUAAUUGAUAUAAUUUGCGUUAUUUUGUUUUCUAUUGUGUUUUUUUUUUCCUCCAGAUCGUGAUGCGCUGUUUGUGAGAAUGCAUCAUUGUUGCAAAUGAGGAGAUACAGACUUGUGUCAAUGAUUGUAUGUGUGUAUGAAUGCCAGCAACAGCAUUGUCGGUUGCUAGGCUUUUGCGUGAUCCAAUGCUUGGAGAGUGCGCCAGUGUAUAUGCAACUGAUGCGUGCCUGUGUACAACGGUUUGCCUGACUCUAGGCGCCUAACCAUUGGAAGGUUACGAAUUGUAUUUCAAUUCGUAAAGGUGAAUUCUCUUACAAUCUUCCCUUUACACUUUAUGCAAUACUUUGUUCAUAUGAAGACAAUUGAAUAUGUCUUUUUAACACGCAAACUACUAAAAAUUUAGAUGACUCACAACCAAGUAUUUAUUUAGAGAAGUAGUUUCUUACAGAAUUGUUAUGUUUACUUGAAAGAAGAUCUCGAGGUUUCCCUUGCUGUAGCGCGAUAAUACCGAAGACUAUCAAUCAAUUUCUAUUCAGUGGCGAAAUUGUUAAGAACAUACAACGCGAAAUUCUUCGAAUAGUUGUUUAAUACUUCUAGUUUCGUGUAUGGACAUAAAUAUUUUUAUAAGCGCAGCGAUGGACACAAGGAAUGCUAAAUAAAUUAAUUUUUCGUUCUUCUA